CACUCAGAUCUGUGAUCCUAGCACCAUGACCUGCCAAAGCUGCAGUGGAGGGCUAGCGAGGUGCCUGAGACACGACCCAGCUCCGCAGAGCCGGUCUGGGCCACUGAAAAGGAAGGAAUGCUGGGCGCUGCAGAGACAGACUUGUGGGAUGAAGCGGUCCUGCGCACCGCUGCACGCGCGUUUCGUGCGUGGCGGCAUGCUGUGGCACAGGCGCACGAGCCUCGGCGCUCCUCCGCCGCCACAGUACUUGGCAGUGAGAGAUACCGGCAGCUUGGGCUGCGGCGACGCAGCUUGCGGAGCCUGCGUGGCUCCCAAAGUGAGGAAAGACCGCCAGACGAACCCGCAGCAACUACAACGUCAGAGCAAAGGGAGAUCCCCGAGGAACUGGAACAGCCACUUCCGUCAGUGCACUUGGAGAUGGGGGAAGCCCAGGAGCAAUUAGGACGAGCGCCGGAGUUUAGCAUGCCGGUGCAAGAGCCGCUAGAAGGUGACACAUUUGGAGAGGAGCAUCCUACCACUGACAACCCGAUACAAGAGAAUCAGGACUCAGGAGCAGUUCAGAGAGAAAGCGAAUCACCAAACCCAAUGCAAGAGAUUGGUCCAAGUAACAGUUCUGCAGUGCAAGCUAUGGAAUGGUCUGACUCACCGAUAACUGAAGCAGAGGAAGCAGAGCUCUCAGAGAGCCGAACAGAAGAACGCAAGAUCCAUGGAGAAAUGACCAGCCUACAGAGCGAACAUCUGUCAGAUAGGCAGGACAAGGAGAGAAGAAGAGAAGGAGCAGAAGGAGCAGAAGGACCAGAAGGAGCAGAAGGAGCAGGAAGAGAAGAGAAGGAACGAAGAGAAGGCGGAGGCCCUGAAAGAAAGCAGUUCAAGGGCCGAUCGGAUCGCCACACGGCCACAAUGUCCACAGAUCAGACCUGGUACGUGCUAGGAGAUGAUGAGCCACCUUCACGGAGCUCCGAGGGAGCACUGCUUCUUGCUGAAACUCGUCUCAGGCAAAGUAGUCGCAGAUUGAUGGCAUUGUGUUUGACGGCCUGGAGUGAAGGCAUUGGUUUCGCAAUCAGCAGCUCAAUCUGGGAAGAUGAUGAGGAAGACAUGCAGCGGUGGCAUCUGCGUGGUUUAGAGCUACGCUUUCAAGAAAAUGAAGAGCUUCGGCUCAAGGAGCAAGAAGAAAGGGCCACAACAGAAGCAGCGUGGAAGGAGAAUGUCGAAGAAGAGAUGCGCAGCAUCAAGGAACGCCUGCAAAAUGACUUCCAAGAAGAACUCCGAUCUCAGGCUCUGGAAGCAGAGCGACAGAGACAGAUCUUGGAGGCUGGCUUUCUACAGAGACUUGCUGGCGCUGAGCGGGAACGGGACAACUUGCAGGCCCAGGUUGACUACGCAGUCUACGAUGCCCGGAGAGAGAAGGACUUGAUGGAGGCACGCCUGCGCGGGGAGCUGGAUGAUGCUCAACACCAACAAGAAAUUCAGCAGGCAAAAGCCUUUGCCUUGGCACAGGAUGCGGAAAGAAUGCGAGAGAUUGAUCAGGCUCACGUGGACAACAGGGUCCUGGAUAUUCAGAGGGAAAAGGACUUGAUGGAGGCACGCCUGCGUGGAGAACUGGAUGAUGCUCAGCACCAACGGCAAUUCCAGGAGGCAAGGCACGCUGCAGCUCUGCAAGACGAGCUAAGACAUAGAGAAGCUGAAGAGGCAAAGAUGCAGGACGGCAUGCGAAGGCAGGAAGCAGCAGCUGAGCAGAGCCGCGCGGCGCUGGAGGAGCAGCUUCAGCAAGAACACGCAGCGCGCCAAGCAGAGCAACAAGAACACCAACGUCGGAUUGCUGAAAUGGAGCAACAGGUCGCAGCUGCUCAGGAUGAAGGAGAAAGAGAGCGCGCCAGAGCUUUCGAUCUCCAGGCUGCCAUUGAAAACUUGAUGACAGCGCAGGAGAUACGCGGAGCUGAAGAACGCUGGCGCAUCCAACAAGAGGAGAACCGCGAAGCUUUGCUCCACUUGCUGGAUGAGGUGGAGACACAACGCGCCAGGUUGCAGGCAGAGGUGAACGAGUUGCAAGCUAGCUACGUGAGCUUGGAGGCUGAGGCUGAUGCUGAGCGGUCGAAGAACCAGAUUGCUGAGCAGACUCUGCAGGAGCGAGAUAUCCGUGUGGCUGACCUGAUCAAGGACAUUCAGAAGUAUCGAUCAGAGCACCGGGCAUUGAAAGAUCAGGCCUUGGAGCUCGGGGAACAGCUUUCUGAACUUGAGAAGGAGCGAGAUUUGCGUGAAGCAGAAUUGAUGGCGGACAUUCAGAAGCUGCAAUCAGAGAAUGAUGCUCUGAACGAUGAGGCAUUUGAGCUCGCAGAACAACUCACAGAGCUCGGAAAGGAGCGAUGGUUGCUGUCUUUGGAUGCGCGGUUGGAAGAGGAGCAGAGGAAAGCCUCUGAGCUUGAGGAUCAGCUGCUGGAAGAAAGGCUGAGGUGUGCUCAGAGACUUGAGGAUAUGUCCGAGCAAAUGUUGGAAGAGAAGGCCAAGAGUCUUGAUCUUCGAACACCAGGCCCUGGACAGGAGACAGCUCCCGAAGAGUGUGUCGCCAUGCCUUGCAGCCGAAAGUGCUUGGUAUUGCUGACCUUGGCCCUGACGAGUCGUGCAGAGGACGCUGCUGGUCAUUUGCGAGGCCCUUCGAUAGAGGAUGCCCCUGCGACCCCUUCGGCCCCUGCUGCCCCUGGGCUGACUGAGUUGAUUGAGUUGCCAGAUGCAAGUGGGUUGCCAGACACCCCAGGACCAUACAAAGAAGUGCCAAGUGAUGCUGAUGCCGGAAAGCCAACAGCUGCUAUGAAGGAAUGGAGGUCCAAAGUUCCCAACGCCACUCAUGGCAGUUUGGGCAGCUUGGUCUCGUUGCAAGCUUGGCAGGAUUAUCAGUUCUGCAAUGUUCACCAGACAGGUUUCUUCUGCGAUGGCCUUACUCGCAUUCGUUGCUGCAAGUUGGAGGAUGGCUAUGCCAAGUGUGGUUCAACGGGAAACUCAAGCACUUGCGGAGCUGAGAAGCCAGAGAAGUCUGAGCAGCCUAAGCAGUCUGAGUCUUCCAAGCAGAAGGCCCUUUGGUUUUAUCCUCCAGCUGGGUACCCUGCAUAUCCGGGAUAUCCCGGUGGCAGCGGUGGCUGGCACAUUCACCAGGGCUGGCAUGUCAGCCUCAAAGUCAAAGCAAGGGCUCCCUUUGCAGCCCUUCCACAGGUCAUUGAGUUCAGAUCAAGGCCACUUCCUCGCCUCCAGCGUCGGAGGCAGGCAUGGCAAAGACAGCAGAUUGCCGGUUUGCUUUGCGGAGCGUGCUCAUAUGCUGCUGUGCGGAGAGUCUCCAGGUCCAGCAAGGCGCUUCGUGCUGAAAUGAGUGACAGCUCUGAGAUGCCGCGAUUAGAGUUCCGGGAUGAAGAUCCCAGUUACACCAUUGGUAUCCUGGGCGACUUGCACUUGGACCCUCGCAACAUGGAGGAUUCUUUGCAAGGGCGCCUGCACAUGAACAAGAUUCUGCAAGACAAACCAAAUGCAUUUGUGGUUUCUCUUGGAGAUCUUGGCGAGUCGUUGAAAUGCGACGAUUCGAAUCAGCUUUUUGCGGGCACCAGCGCAUGUUUCAAGCUAGCCCGGGAAUAUCUUGAUGGUCUGGACUUUCCAUAUGCUGUCAUUGGCGGGAACCAUGACCUGGAGGGCAUCGAUGAAUUUGGAAAAAAUGAGGAGAAUCUUCGGGCAUUCUUGAAGAUCCUGGGGAAGGAGCGACCCUAUUUCAGCCAUGAAAUUGCAGAAAAGACGCUUUUGGUUGGGCUGGGUUCGACCUCCUUCCGCUCUGCACGUUAUUCAUCGCACGAGGUGACGAUCGACGCAGAACAGCUGCGAUGGUUUGAAGAAACCAUCCAGAUGCAUCCAGCAUCUGAUGGAUGGCAAGUCUUCGUGUUCACCCAUGCCCCAAUUCUGGGCUCUGCUUUGCGCGUGCUUCAGGAACUUCAUGUCCUGAACGGUUGCUGCUGGCUGAACCACUCAGAUGGUGCCAGUUCCAGAAGAUUUAUUGAGAUAGUGCGAGAGAACGCUUGCAUCAAAGGAUGGUUCUCUGGCCACUUCCACUUGUCUCACGACUAUCAGGAUUCCAUUACUUUUCCAGGUGGUAAUCGUCGAGGGCAUUGUGUCUUUGCACAGACUGGAGUUAUGCGGCGUCAAUCCUCGCGAGAUGGCAGGCGCCAGUCUCGACUUGUCCGGGGCAACUCCCUCGGCUACGAGAUUUAUACUCUGGACCACAAGACGGAUGGGCAGUUGCGGCUGGAUGCAACCGUCCUCUACUCAGACUCCUGCGAAGUCCCACAGGACUUGCAAAUUGACUUUGAACCUUCGGAGUGCUCAACCAUUUGCUUCGCGCACUCACAUGAGGAUUAUGACCACGAUCUCUGGCUCUCCGCCUACGUUCCAAAGGAGGACGAUGGGUGCCUGGUUGAGCCAAGGGGUACAUUGAACCCUGAGGGGGUCGAUUUAGACUUCGCCGACGGCGACCAGGUUUGCUGGUGGCACAUGAAGGAUGGUGCGAUUCUGGGCGUGCAUGGAGGAAUGAUCAUGGAGUAUGAUGCUUCAACACUUGCUCCACUUGGGAUGGUGGUCAGCCGUGAUGAGCUGCAAAAUCGUCGAGUCGCCGUCAUUGAUGAUGGGUGGGGUGGCUCAGCGCUUGUCCUCUACGACGAUGAUACCGCUGAUGUGACUGUGGUCCAGCCCAAUGAGGAUGGAUCAUACUGGCGGAAGGUCGUCCGGAACAAGAUGCACCGCACAAGAGAGAUGAGACGGAUGGAAGCAGCUGCGAAAUGGGCCAAAAAGGAGAAAAUGGUCGACAAGGUAAAGGUCCUGUCAUCCUACGGACCGUACAAGACCAGUUCUGGGAAGGAGGCCAAAUACGUGGCACAGUUGGAGGAGGCGAAGAACCAGGUUAGCAUCUAUGAACGUGGCUGGAGACAGGCCUUUUUGGAGGCGCAAGAUCUGGAAACUCUGUUGAAGAAGGAGCGUGAGCAGCGGCAGCAUGUGAGUGACUUACUGGAAGACCUUGAAAGGCGAUGCUUCAACGUUCAGAAGGACUUGUCUCUACAACAUUUGCCGGAAGUGUUUGCGCGGGAGAGAGAACAGAUGGCGCAAAUGGCCCAGAAAACCACGUACUUUGAAGAUCACUGUGAGAAGUUGCAGAAGUCCGUGGCCGACCUCCAAGCGCAGAAUCAUCAGUUGAGUCUGGACCAUGCCGAUGAAGACGAGGCGGUGGCUCGGCGCUUCGCCGAGCUGCGAGAGCAGUACGAGGAAGUGUGUUCCUAUGCGGAGUCCGUAGAUCAUCAGCUUCACGAUAGCAAGCAGACACUCUCACUUCUGGACGGCCGUCAUGUGGUGCUGGAGCAAAGGCUUGCAAGGCAGAAAGCUGUUCUGGUGGAUCUUCUGACUGGUCGCUCAAAGGUGCAGCUAAUGGGCACAGUGCUGCGUUGCUUUUUGGCUUGGUGCCAAUGGUUGGUUGAAGCGAAGACAAAGAAAAGGAAGGAAGUGCAAGCAGCCAGGAUGCGGACAAAGUUGGAUGACGAAGCCAACCAUGCGCAAGGCCGAGCUUUGAGAGCCUUCCACAUGACGAAGAAUCGCGCGGUCAAUCUGCGAAAGGUUGCUGAUAUACUUUUAGAGUACCAGGUGAAGAUGACAAAGGUGCACCUGUUUCUAUCCUGGCGAUUGUGCAAAGAACAGCAGACCGCCCCAUCAGAGACAGCUCCGGCUGAGGCUGAGACCGAAACCUUUUCAAAAGCUUGGUAUGACCACAAAGAAGAGCUUCAGAGACAAACAGAACAGGUCAUUGAACAGAUGCUGGAUACGGACGCGCAAGAGAGCGCCAUCAUGGACCAGGCAAUUGCCCAGGCAGAGCGCGUGGCAGAAUCUGUUGCGGAGAAGAUGUACAGGCAGCUGUGCAUGGAAUUGGUGAAGGAGACCUUCAACAGCUGGCGCAGCUGGUACCAGGAGAAGAAGAGGUCGCAAGCAGAGAAAGAAGCUGAGGCAGCCAGAGCACACAGUGUACAGACGCAGCAGGCCGCAGAGCCAGCUGCUCCAGAAGCGCUCUCUCCUCCUAGCGCUGAGGAUGAUGCAGAGCGAAGACGUCGUCAGAAAGAGCGAGAAGAGCAAGAGGCGUUCCGAGAAGAGAUGUGGAGACAGCGUGAUGCUGCUGAACGCGAGGCACUGCAGCGUCAGCAGCAACUUGCUGCUGCCGAGCGCGAGGCACUUGUGGAGCAGAUCAAGGCAGCACGCAUGCAGCAGUCAUUCGAGAUGGAAAUGCUGAAGGAGCAGGUAGCCCGUGCUGAAGAUGCCCGACGGUCUCAGCAGGAAGAGCUGGAGCGUUUGAAGCAAGAGGUGACCAAGGGAUCUGUCUACCAGGAGAUCAUACAGCAAUUCAGAUCCACGCCCUCUGGCUACCCAUCAGCUGGGCCUGCUCCACAAGGAAUCGGUGAUGUGCAGAUUGUGCAGCAAGUGGAACAAGCGGCCCCCUUGGAGGUGGUUUCGACGCAAACGGCUGGAGUAACCACCCGAAGUAUCUCUGUGGAGGCCGUCCCUGAGAUGCCACGAAUUCCUCAGAGCCAACGACCAAAUCCGCGUGCAUUGGAGCUUGGCAGAAAUCAGGCUGAGAUGCUUGAGCGGAUGUUGAUCAAGGCUGUGUUGCAGGGUUGGCAAACAGUCGUGCUCGGAUGGAGGCCAUUCGAGUCUCGCGUGCGAGAUGUACCUUGGCAGACGCCACCAGAGGAUCCCUUGCUACCACGACCCCGAGGGCAAAAUUUGGCAUUUAGUGCUGAAAUGGCCGUGCAGGGCCUAAACAAGUGGUCUGCAGAGCCUGUUGAAGGUGAUCUCACCACGGCGUCAGGGUCCUGA
Messenger RNA from Cladocopium goreaui, 6879 nucleotides. The record is from the annotation of a GenBank genome assembly. NCBI's taxonomy places the organism in Eukaryota, Dinophyceae, Suessiales, Symbiodiniaceae.